Molecule: messenger RNA, 5053 nt
Organism: Solea senegalensis (Senegalese sole)
Lineage: Eukaryota; Metazoa; Chordata; Actinopteri; Pleuronectiformes; Soleidae
Gene: mcf2l2
Product: MCF.2 cell line derived transforming sequence-like 2
Exons: 36
Coding region: 471-4178 (1235 amino acids)
Biological process (GO): intracellular signal transduction
Cellular component (GO): cytoplasm
Molecular function (GO): guanyl-nucleotide exchange factor activity
Source: RefSeq, a predicted model, not a curated record
AGCAUCAGCAGUGUUUUCCUGAGGAGUGUCCCUGUGAAGGGAGUGAACUGGAUCUACAGAAACAUAAACAAUAAAACCAGGAGCAUCUCUUUUUUUUCGUCCUCUUAGUUUUAUUUAUCCUCGUGUUUAAAACUGAUUUUUUUUCCCCGCCCUUUUUUGCUGAGAGGAUUGUUGUGUUUUGACUUGGAGAAAACAUUUUGGAGCGUCAUGAAAAGGUUUCCUAUGUUGCUGAAUGGCUGGCAGUGGCAUCAUCAUAAUCAUCCUGAGGAUUUAUAAGAAGCAGAGAGGCUCAAUAGAAGAGGAAUAAUUAAAGAAAACUACAACAGGAAGUGGCAGAGCGCGGUACAGAAAGCUGGAUUACGGGGAGCAAAGCGAAAGUCGGGGAAGGGUGUGAAGAGGAGGCGUGGCAACGGAGAGAGAGAGAGAGAGGGAGAGACGGAGAGGAGAGUGGAUGCUGCACACACCCUGAGAUGCUGUGCUGGCUCAGAGAAGACGAGAUGUCGGUCCAGGAGCUGCUACAGAGGGUGCAGUGUGUCAUCACUCAUGUCGAUGAGAUCAUGCAGCAGGAGAUCAGGCCCCUGCUCGCAGUGGACAUCAUAGAGCAGCUCCAUCGGCAGUUUGCCUUGCUCUCAGGAGGAAGGGGGAAAGAUGGCGCCCCCAUCAUCACCUUCCCAGAACACUCAGGCUUCAGUGACGUGCCGGAGGACGACUUCCACAAUGUUAUCACUUAUCUGACCAGCAUCCCCAGUUUGGACGCUGCGAGUAUCGGCUUCAUCAUCAUCAUUGACCGGCGGAAAGACAAAUGGAGCUCAGUGAAGGCGUCUCUGUCGAGGAUCGCUGGGGCGUUUCCAGGAAACCUGCAGCUAGUGCUGGUGCUCAGGCCGUCCAGGUUCUUCCAGAGAGCGAUAGCAGAUAUUGGCAUCAAGCUGCACAAAGAUGACUUUAAAAUGAAGAUUGUGAUGCUGAACUCUCUGUCGGACCUUCAUGGCUACGUGGACAAAGGUCAGCUGACCCUGGAGUUAGGAGGAAGUCUGGAGUACUGUCACAGUCAGUGGAUCCACCACCGAACUGCCAUAGAGAACUUUGCAGUGACGGUGAAAACCACAGCGCAGAUGUUACAGAAGUUUGGUGCUGACCUAGCAGAGACGGAGCUGCCCAAUGACGUCCAGUGCACCAAAGACCUGCUCACAGCGCACAGUGACAAACACGACAGCCUGAAGGAUGAACUGAAGCUGGCUCUGAAGCAGGGAAACACUUUGUUGGGUUGUAUCAAAGAUCAGGCAGCAAAGUCUGAGAAUCACAAACUCAACCCAGACGAGAUGGAGAACCAGACCACAGUGGAGAGGCUCUUGGCUCAGCUUGAUGAGACGGACAAUGCCUUUGAGCAGUUCUGGUGUAAACACCAUCUGAAGCUGGAACAAUGUCUGCAGCUACGUCACUUUGAGCAAGACUUCAGAGAGGUCAAAGUGUCUCUCGACAGUCUGAUGGACAGUCUUGCCAGCUUGUCAAUCAUUGGGGAUUGUCUGGCCCGUGUCGAACACCUGCUGAAGGAACUUAAAACACUGGAAGAUAAGGCUCAGCCGACAUUAGAGAAAGCUCAGCUCCAUGCGCUGCACGGCGACCAGCUGAUCCAAAGCAACCACUACGCCGUCGACUCCAUUCGACCCAAAUGUGUGGAGCUGCGGCGAGUGUGCGAUGACUUCAGCAACGAAGCCAAGAAGAAGACGGAUGUCUUGUCCAAGUCUCUGCAGAUACACACAGGCAUUGAGAAGGUGAACCAGUGGUGUGAGUCUGGGAUCUACCUGUUGGCCUCUCAGGCUGUAGACAAGUGUCAGUCACAGGAAGGGGCGGAGUCAGCUCUGAGCGACAUUGAACGCUUCCUGGAGUCGGCAGAAAAGAACCAGCUAACCGAACUGAGGAACCUCCACAACCAGUACGAAGUCGUGCUCUCUGAGGAUUUAAAGGUCAGUGUCCUGAAGGCUCUCAAGCGUCUGGAGGACGUUCAGGAGAUGUUUGAGAAGCGGCACGUCAGUCUGAAGAGACUUUCGGCAAAACAGACGAGGCCUGUCCAGCCUGUGGCCCCGCGGCCCGAGUCCUCCCCCAAACGACCCACGGUGAGGAACACCACCAGAACAACAGGAAACCACCAGCCUCUGAGUCGCAGAGCAUCUGACAACACCACCAGCGGGAAGCAGACGGCCGACCCCGAUCCCAACAAGAAGAAGAUCAUACGCAAGGCCAAGGGCGGCAUCAAGAUAGAGGUGAUGCAUGAGGAAAGUCAAGGAGGCUCCACUCACGUCGUCCUGUCCAAUGAGACGGAGGAGAGUUUGUCCAACAGACGCAGGCACAUCAUGACGGAGCUGAUUGAGACGGAGAGGCUGUAUGUGGAGGAGCUGCAGAGCAUCAUGGAGGGUUAUUUUGCAGAGCUGGAUAAUUCUGAGCUCAGCCACCUCACGCCGCCUUCCCUGGAGAACAAAAGGGACGUGCUGUUUGGAAACCUGCCUGAGAUUUAUGAAUUUCACAACAGGACGUUUCUGAGGGAGUUGGAGAACUGUAUAGAGAAGCCAGAGAUGGUGGGAACCUGCUUCCUGAAGAGGAAAGAAGAGCUGCAGGUGUAUCAGAAGUACUGUCAGAAUAAACCUCGCUCUGAAGUCCUCUGGAGACAGUGUGGAGACAGCCUCUUCUUUCAGGAGUGUCAGAAGAAACUGGACCACAAACUGUCUCUGGAUGCCUACCUGCUGAAACCAGUGCAGAGGAUCACCAAGUACCAACUCAUGCUGAAGGAGAUGCUAAAAUGCAGUAAGAGCGAUGGCAUGGUGGAGCUGGAGGAGGCUUUAGCGACAGUGUUGGACAUCAUCAAGUCUGUCAACGACUCCAUGCACCAGAUCGCCAUCACUGGCUUUGAGGGAAACCUGAGUGAACUGGGAAAGCUGUUGAUGCAGGGAUCCUUCAGUGUGUGGACGGAUCACAAAAGAGGCCACAGCAAGGUGAAGGACCUGGCCAGGUUUAAGCCAAUGCAGAGACACCUCUUCCUGUAUGAUAAGAUGCUGCUGUUCUGUAAGAAGCGAGACGAGACGACAGAUGGACACGAGAAGACACCGUCCUAUAGCUUCAAACACUCGCUCAAGAUGAGUGACGUGGGAAUCACAGAGAACAUUAAGGGAGACAUCAAGAAGUUUGAGGUGUGGUACAACGGCAGAGAGGAGGUUUACAUCAUCCAGGCUCCUUCCAUGGAUGUGAAAAACAUGUGGGUGUCGGAGAUUCGUAAAGUUCUCACAGGACAGCUGGAGGCUUGCAGAGAGGCCAGUCAGCUCAACAUCUAUGGAGGUCCCAUAAGGACUGUACGGAAGUUGGCGCUGAGACAGUCUGAUUCUUCAAGUCCAGAGUCGGGCUUCAGGAGGACCAACCCAAGCCCGAACAUGAGGCAGAAGAGAGCUGAUGCUUCUUCCGCCCAGUCAGGGAACUCGGUUGCUAACGCUAGGAAACGCUUCACGUUGCAGGGACUUUCCAACAGGAGGUCUCUCCCAUCAGAACCUGCUGCUAAGGAGGCAGAGGUCCCCCGCCGCUUCUCUCUCACCUCUUCCCUUGCCUCCUCUACUUCCUCCUCCUUCGCAACACGACGCACAAAAGGUCCACUGUCUUCUAACAUAAAGAGCAAGAGGCAUGAGAUAAAGAGUGAUCCCACUCCGUUUGGUUAUGAAGAUACUUUGCGUGGCGCUAUGGCUGCAGUGAGGAAACGUCAGAGCAUGACGAUGGGCACUGCUACUGCUGGUGGUGGCACCGCAGCUGUCCCCAGGUCCACGUCCCAACCAGGCUGGACACAGCGACGUCUCCCCUCCAUGGACACAGAGGACUUUGAGACAAUUCCGUCCAGUGCAGAGGAAUCGUCCAACUCUUCAGAGGAGGAAGGCAACAAUAAAAAUGGAGACUCUAGUCGUUUUCGGGUGCAGCUGACGUACGAGUCUCGUGAAGCGCGGGACAUGUCUCUGGAGCCGAGCGACCUGGUCCAGUUCCUGGAGGAAGCUGAGGCCGGACAGUGGUUAGUGAGGAACCUUUUGACAGAAGAGACGGGGCGUCCUCUGUCCACUGCCCUGCAGACUGCUCCUGAACGAGAUAUCUUCAGUGAUCUGUGCACUGCAGCUCUCUCCAACUCGGACGAAAAUGAAGCCAGUUUGUGAGGAGGCGGGUCUCAGGACAGUGAAUGCAUCACAAACGUGACUUUUGACUGUAGUUUUUCAACUGGAAUUUCUUAAGCUGGACUUAAAAAUCAACAAAUAUUUGUUUUUUUCUACUUGUAGUUCUAUUUGACUACAAAUAUGGCUGUAGUCAUUUUUAAACCACACUUUUUCAAAUCUGUCACUGAAUCGAUAAAGCUGGAACCCGUAUGACGCCUGAACGCACCAUGGGAAAGCCAUAUUAGACGUUUAAUACAACCAUCUGUCGUCUAUGGAGACUGAGGACUGAUCAAAAGGUGGAUGAGUUAACAUUACAGACUGUAAAAAGCAGCAGCUGGUCAUCUGAGAUGUUAAAUGAUGAAGUGAUUGACUGUGUGUGCUGGUUGUGAGCAGGUGUUGGCAUGGUGCCCCGUUCUGCUGCUGCUGAACUGAGCUAAAACUCCACAAUCUGCCUCUGCUGCCUUUUUCAGUCACUUCAGAUGCUGGAGAUGUUACAGCUGCUUCGGAUGCUUCUGCUGCUUCAGCUAUGUCAGGUUUGAAAACACAAAGACACUGGAACUGCAUUCUCCAGGAGAACCUUGACACGUGUCUUGCUUGCCUUUCCUCUCCCUGAUAGAAUAUGUAACAUUAUCUCUUUGUCUCUAUUCUCAACCAGCUGGUAAGUCAUCUGCAUAAACUGCUGAACGACAUUUAUCUUAUACUCUUCUCUAUAAACUGAUCCAUACAUGGUUAAACACAGUUUACCAUGUUUAUCACGUUAGCACAUACUGUGCUGUUAGACAUCAGACAGACAUUAGAGGUAAUUGUUGUCAUUUUAUUUUAACUCAAGUACUGCACUAUGUUUUAAAUCACAUCCAUCACUGAGUAAAAAAAAACUU